AUGAACCUUGCAUACCUUCAACCAGACACCGACAUGUCUCUACCACUAGGUGUCAACAGUGAUGAAAUAAUAACCACUACAGAGACGUGGAUAGACAAUUCAACGGACAUUAUUAAUACAGCAAUUCUCAUAGCCCCUGAUCCCAUCCCAAUAAUGUGCCUGACGAAAGUCAACGGAUUGCAAAUCUCUACUCGGAUGAUCUGCCAUGGAGCAAUUGCCUUAUUAGGAUGGAUGUUCUACCUGCGUGUGGCAUCAUCACCAUACCUUCCGGUACUCGACCACUCGGAUUACCUUAUCGAGCAGUAUCUCGACAUAGUUGACAUUUGUGAUGCAAGGAUGCCGGAUUUAUUUGUGCGAUUUCCGCCGGAGUACAGCUAUGCUGAUAACGCCUAG
Molecule: messenger RNA, 393 nt
Organism: Microsporum canis CBS 113480
Lineage: Eukaryota; Fungi; Ascomycota; Eurotiomycetes; Onygenales; Arthrodermataceae
Exons: 2
Coding region: 1-393 (130 amino acids)
Source: RefSeq, a predicted model, not a curated record